GUAAAAGAAGCCCUAGAUGAGCGAACUCUUGCACUCUAUCAGCAGGGUGUGCCACUUCUCUUCUUAUGCAACAGCUCGGCUCCGCUGCGGAGUUUUGGACAUUUUUGUGCCUCCCACACCCUCCGAGUGCGCCGCCGCAGCAGCUUGCGCGCCCGCCAGAGCUAAAAUUACAGAUGACAGCACAGCUACCUAGAUGGGUGAGUGGGUGUGGGCUGAUGAGGAACUCAUUUCAGAUCCGAAAACGUAGUUCAUCCUGAAAAAUGACACCUCGCUUAAUUGGAUGUACAGAUGUGCCUCAGCCGUCAGCCCGACCAGUUCUGCUAGUUUAUGACUAAAGCGUCGCCACGGAGGAUCGCAAAAUUCUGUUCACCUUACAGAAAAGGAGAUCGCGGAAAAGAACAGGAAAGACCCGGCGUGAGAUAAGAUGUGCAGGACGUGUUGAAGAUGCUGAAGUUUUUCCCUCAUCGUUUGCCAAGACGAAGAAAGGAUUUUCACUCUUUGUGAGGGACCGACUUGCUACAUAUAAAUGCAUGUAUUGUGGAGCAGACUCACCAUGGAAACCUGGCACUUCUAAAUAUUUAUUUAAUAUAAAGAAGAUUUGCAUUUAUCUAACUUAAGAAAUGUGCUAAAAAAAAACUUCCUGGAAUAUCACUUAACAUUACUUACGUUUUUUUUAAUACUAAAAAAUGAAAUUGUCUAAUUGGAGCGUGGGAGCUGGUUACAGCCCAGAAAACAUUAUCAGCUGUGGCUUUAAUGGACUGCCACGUUUACAUCUAAAUAUUUGGCUUUAGUUUCUGAAAUACUAAGAAGGCACGUCUGGAUCACUGCCCACAACAGCCUACAAGACUACUGCCAAUACUCGUGGAGAUGUCAGUUUAAAAAAUCUGCUUGUUCUCCGCAGAUUUGUUGGGAUUUCCACUGCCAUUAUUACGGGCUCUAGCACGCCACACUCUGUGCACGAAUGGAACUGUCCACAGUAAGGACCACCACAGUGAUAAGCAAUGAGGGAGCCGCCCCACAGUGGAGGAGUAGGGAACCUGUACCUGUUGUCUGCCAAGAAAACUACUACCUAACCCAGCAGCACCCGGCCACAGUGCUAGCAGAAUUCAUCAUCGUUGGUUUCUUCCUCUCCCUCGUCAUUAUCUUCUUCAGCUUCAACAGAUCAGCCUCGGAUCACCUGGUUUUCCUGAUCACCGUCUUCAUUGGACUCGGCAUUUUCAUUGUCCUUUUCAUCCUUCUGUUUUCGGAAAAUCUUUACCAGAAAUGUGCGUUGCUCGUCUCUUUUUUGAAUUGGUUCAUCCUCACUGCUGCGGCCUUCGUCUUCAUCUUUGGAGAAGCACCUGUCACCGCAUGGGAUCAGGUGGCAUUCAUCAUCUUUAUCGUCCUCUUAGUUUACACACUGCUGCCUCUCAGUUUGAAGGCAACUCUCAUCCUUGGAAUUGGCACCUCAUUGGCACACGUUAUUGUGAUGAGUAUCUAUGUGCCAAUACAAAGCAAGACACUGCCAUUCCCACAACUACAGCUGGUGCCAAAUGCCUUCCUUUUCAUCUGCAUCAAUCUGGUGGGGGUAUAUCACAAAGUGCUAACAGACCAGGCCUUGAAGCAGAUCUACAGCGACACAUUCAGCUUUAACAAGUCGAGAGCCAAGCUUGUCAAUGAGAAAAGGCAUCAGGAGCACCUACUGUUGUCAGUCCUACCCGUUCACAUUGCCUUUGAGAUGAAAGCUGAAAUCAUCGAGCGGCUCAAGGACAAGCAGGAAAGGCAGCCACACCCUGAGAAUGCAAAUAAUUUCCACAACCUUUAUGUCAAGCAGCACAAGAACGUCAGCAUACUGUAUGCAGACAUUGUUGGUUUCACACAGUUGGCAAGUAUGUGCUCACCUGAGGAGCUGGUCCAUAUGCUGAAUGAGCUCUUUGGAAAAUUUGACCAAAUUGCCAAGGAGAAUGAAUGCAUGAGAAUCAAAAUCCUUGGAGACUGCUACUACUGUGUGUCUGGACUGCCUGUGUCCCUGCCGAACCACGCCAAGAACUGUGUGAAGAUGGGUCUGGACAUGUGUCACUCCAUCAAUAAGCUGAGGGAGGCCACAGGAGUAGACAUCAACAUGCGGGUUGGAAUUCAUUCUGGUAACGUUCUCUGUGGAGUUAUCGGCCUGCAGAAGUGGCAGUACGACGUGUGGUCACAUGACGUGGUCCUCGCCAAUUACAUGGAGUCCGGUGGCCUUCCAGGCCGGGUCCAUAUCACAGAAGCUACCUUAUCCCAUCUGGAUGGAUCAUAUGAAGUUGAAGAAGGAUAUGGCGAGGCAAGAAAUGAAAAUCUUAGGGGAAUACGGACAUUCUUUGUCAUUGAUCCCAGGGCUAGGACUCUCCUCCUUAAGAGUUUAUUGUGCCCUGAUUCAGGGGAAGGCUCAAAGGUUCGAGCAUCUCUUCGUAUGGCACGAUACCUAGAGUCCUGGGGAGCAGUGAAACCAUUUGCACACUUGAAUAAGCGAGACAGCAUGGGAUUACUGCCUUUUCUAGACUCUACUCAGGUGGAUGGUGCAGCUGAAAGUGCGACACACCAGGACUUAGAACGGACUCGUUCACAGAAUCCUGAUGAUGUUGCAAAUGAUACGAUGGAAAGCCUGAACUCACACAAACAGUGGUUAUCAUCUGAAGACUUCAACUGGUUAACAAUGCUUUUCCGUAAAGUAUCCAUGGAAAAAGAGUUUCGCUGUUGUCCUCUACCAGAUUUUCACCUUUAUGUUGGCUGUGCUACUAUUAUUUACAUAUCCAACUUUUCUGUACAGAUGUUCAGCUCCACACUAAACAUGCAACUGGGAAUCUCCUAUGGUGUCUCCUUUUUUCUUCUUCUGCUACUGCUGUUCAGUAGCUUCUCUGGACAUCUGGCGAGGUGGACGCAGAAGGGCCCAAACUUCUUGAAGUGGAUCCCGUCCAUCUCAGCCGCUAUUGUUCAUAAGCCAGUCCUUCGGGUCAUCCUUCAGAUCAUUGUGAUUCUUGUGGUUCUUGUCAUGGGUAUUCUUAACUUUUUUUUCAUCUUCAACCCUGCACCAGAUUGUCCUAUGGCAUCCCAAACAUCUACCACAGGCCAACUCUACGCCUUACCGUAUUACCUGUACUGCUGCCUGAUGAGCAUGCUGUGCUGCUUGGUGUUCCUGCACAUGAAUUUUGAAGUGAAGAUGAUCCUGCUUACUGCAGCCAUGGUGGUCUAUGAGAUAAUCUUCCUGUACAUAGAUAGCUGGCUCUCGGACUGCUACAUCACUCAGCUCUAUGGAAACGCAAGCCAGCCUCACGUCUUGAAUGAGCCAAAGCUCAUGGCUGGUGUAUGGCUUUUGGUCUUCUUCUUCCUCAUCUUUGUGCUUGCCAGACAGCAUGAAUUUUACUGUCGCCUGGAUUUUCUGUGGAAGAAGAAAUUCACACAGGAGAGGGACAGGAUCGAGACAAUGGAAAAUCUGAACCGCAUCCUUCUGGAGAAUAUGCUGCCAGCUCACGUAGCGGCUCACUUCAUCGGGAGGAAAAGGAGGAAUGAGGACCUGUACAGUGAGUCCUACGACUGUGUCUGCAUCUUGUUUGCAUCGAUCCCGGACUUUCGUGAAUUUUAUAGUGAGAGUGACGUGAACCGUGAAGGACUGGAGUGUAUAAGACUGUUAAACGAGAUCAUCUCUGACUUUGAUGAGCUCCUGUCCAAGCCCAAGUUCAGUGGCGUGGAGAAAAUAAAAACCAUCUGCAGUACGUAUAUGGCUGCCACUGGCAUCAACACACAGCAAGAGACCAGAAAGGAUGGAGACCGAAAAUACGGCCACAUUGGAAUUAUGGUGGAAUUUGCUGUAGCUUUAAUGGGAAAACUGGAUGUAAUUAAUAGGCACUCCUUCAAUAAUUUCAAGCUGAGAGUUGGCAUAAACCAUGGUCCAGUUAUUGCUGGAGUGAUAGGUGCUCAGAAACCUCAGUACGACAUCUGGGGAAAUGCAGUAAAUGUGGCAAGUCGCAUGGACAGCACUGGCGUAGAUGGCAAGAUCCAGGUGACAGAGGAGACCGCAGAAGUUCUUCAAUCAUUGGGCUACUCCUGCACCCUGCGAGGGGUCAUCAAGGUGAAAGGAAAAGGGGAACUGAGGACCUUUUUUGUGAACACUGAUGCAGGCAAAUCUGGCGGGGACUGGUUCAUUUGAAAAAGCAGCUUAAGCCGCCUGCACAUGUGAAGAGAAGCGUUGUGUUGCCUCUUGUGUGUUAAAGACUCACUGACUACAGCAUGCAGUGUUUUCUUCUGAAUUCACCAGAAGAACUGUGCAUGUCCAGUUUAUUGUUACGCUGCCUGUCAAUACUAAUACUUCCUUCUCCAGAACUUCCUGCAAGUCACACUUGCGUCAUCUUAUUACAAGUAGUCAGUAGCUGCUUUACUUUUUUUUUUUCCAUGAGAAGGCAACACAACUGAAAACAUGCCUUUCAUCAUCGAUGAAAAGAGACAUUUUGUGAAAAGAAAGUGUUAAAAUACAGAGAAGAAGGAGCUACACUGUCAGGAUGCUGUCCCAAAAAGAGAGCAGAGGGAGUCAAAAUCACUCAAAUGACCUUGACAAUCAAAUGGUGUUUGUGACUGAAAAGACAUAGAGGGUCUGCCCCGUCUGGGUGUGAUGAGUGAGGUCUGCAGCCAGGUGUGAAAUAGAAAGAGAAUUGCAAAUUAAAAGCCUGAGGUCCAGGGUCAGAAAUUAGAUAGGAGUUCGGUCAUCAUGGUGUGGUUAAAGAGGUCCACUACCAGAUUUAAAGUAGAGAGGCUCAUUACAAGAAUAAGUGAGUCAAGAGCAAAGCACUGUCAGGGCCAGUACCCCAAUUUUAAAAAAUAAGGCCUCACAGUCUGAGCAUGGGCCCAAGUACAGAGAUUUGUUACAUGAACUACAGUACAGAUAAUCAAAAACUGACCAAAAUGGGGCUUAGAUUUAAAUAAUCAAUCAGGUACCUCAUUGUCACCGUGUGGUGAAAGAGGUCCCCUGCCAGGCCUAAGGCAGAGAGACUCAUUACAUGAACUAGUCAAUUAAUAGUGAAAAAGGACAGCAGAGGGUCCACUGCCAGAAAUAAAACCAUAGAGGGAAACACCAUCAGAGUGUGAGACUUGAGGUAAGGGGGGCUCAUGACAUUCACUACGGAAUCAAAGCCAAAAAGUUUGAUGAAUGAAGCCCACAGCCAGACUUAGACCAAAAGGGGGUUUACUAAUCGAUCUAGCAAAUCAUUAGCCAAUAACAGAGUAGCAUGGAGUACAGGACCACAAAUUAAAUAGGGGCUGUCACCGUCAGGGUGCAAUAACACAGAUCAAGUGACAGUCUCUUUACGUGGACUACUGUACCAAUAGCCAAAAACAGAGCACCAUUAGUCCAGUGCUAAAAAAUAAAUCGGGGAUUCCACCAUCAUGGUGUUGCAAUAGAUGUCUACUGUCAGGCUUACAGCACAGGAACUCGUUAUAUGAACUAAUGUAAUUAAAGAGAGCCUUACCCCAUCAGGGUGCAGUGAAAGAGGACCACUAAAAGACCACUAGGAAGGAGGUAGUCAUUAAAUGCGAAAACUGUGGCCUAAGGUAGCAUAAACUAAAUAGAUGGUUCCACCAUCAGGAUGCUGUGGAAGAAUUUCCCUGCCAGGCCUGCCUUAAACUAGAGGGGCUCAUGACAUGAAUUACGGAAUCAGAAGGCCAAUGCAAUGUUUUAAAUUAAAAUAAUUUAAAAUAAAUAAAUAAAAUCAAGAUUCCUAUCAUCAGUAUAGUGCUGUCAGGCCCAAGUACAAGGAUUUCAUAAAUUAUGUAUUAUAUAAAUAAAGAAUAAACGACCAAUGGGGGCCUAAAUCCAGAAAUUAUUCAAGUAGGUCUCCUGCCAAGCCUAAAGUAGAGGGACUUUGUGUUAUGAACGCAGUAUGCUCGAUGAUUACUGUGAGACAAAAAGACCAGGAGAUCAUCAGAAUGCUGAGAAGAUGUGGUCAAAAGGGAGAAACACGAGUCGAAAGCUGUGAGACAGAGUAAUAAUAAGCAACCAAAACCAGAGGCCAAAAUGAGAACUCAAAGUUCAAACCCAACGCUAGGGUCUACUUAGAAUCAAAGUUAAAUAACACUAAAGAAGUUAAGACUUGGCAUCCACAGAGGGAUAACCUGAAAAAGUGAGAAUGAUGCCAUAUUUAACAUAUCACAUAGUCACGUCAAAGGGGUGCUGUUCGUGAUCACGUGACUAAAGUGUAGACAAGGUGGUUAUAUAUUUAAACUCAAAACACAAGUUCUGAUUACGCAUGUAUAAAAGCUCCAAAUAACACCUAAAUACACACAUAAAGAUGUGUGAAUAUUACAGAAGUAAGGAAUCAAUAAUGAAAACAGCAUAGGGUCCAGUGAUGGAACUAAAUUAAGAGGGUCUUACUACAUGAAGUAAGGAAUCAAAAGCCAAAUUGCAGGUCCCACCAUUAGGGUGUAGUGACGGAGUGAGACUGCCAGGGACAGAGAGUAAGAGUUCACCACGUCUAUAAAAGAAACAACAGCCAAAAAACAGAAGUAUGGGGUCUUGUAUCAAAAAUAAAACAAUGUUCCCAAGAAGAGACAGAGAGAGAGUGUUUACAUGAACCAAUGUGUCACUAGCCAAAAAUACAGGGGACCAGUGCCAUGAGAAUAAAUUGGGAGCCCCAGAGUUAGGGUGGAAUGACAGAGGUCCACUGUGAGGCUUAAAGAAGAGGAGCUCAUUACAUGAAUUAGUUUACCAGAACAAAGCAGUAUGAUGUUCCAUAUAAGAAAUAAAACCAUGGGGCUCUGCUGCCUGGAUGCUUGAAUGAACGUAACUAAGAAGCUCAAAGCACAAGUCUGUAUUAUAUAAACUAGAGUGUCAAAAGCCAAAAAGAGAGCAACAUGAUGUCCCGUAGCUGCCUACUUCCAAUCAAAGUAAGAGAGUCGGAUUACAGAAAUUUAUAAAACAACCGCCAAACACCACAGCAAUGUGAGGUCCAGUGCCUGAAAUAGGGGGCACCACUACUGCAAGAUGUAAAGCUGAGGAGCUUAUUACAUGAAAUAGUGCAUAAAUUGUCCAAAAGAGUACAGAAUGUCGAGGGGCAACAUAGUCAGCAGGGUAUGUCUACUGCUGCUGAGCUCAAAGUGAGGUACUUCACUACUAUUACAGAUAUAGGACCCUGGACCUAAACAGAAAUAGCUGGUGGUCCAAGUGUAGCUUUAAAAUAGAGAAAAAUGAGAGAUUUAAAGUUCAAAUCAUGUAAUAUUAUGGAGACCUAAAGGGCUCCACAAAAAUAGAUUUUGGUGACCAGUGCCAUAUAGGAAAUAAAGGGUCCCUGAAACACAAAUUAUAUAAAGGUUGCCCAUAAAAAUAGAUUAUAGGGACUAGUACCAUUUAUGAAAUAAAGGGGUCCCACAGAAACAGAUUAUGGGGACCAGUGUCACAAAUGAUUUUAAGGGUCCCACCAAAAAAAAAAAAAAAUGAGGACCAGUGUCACACAUAAUAUAAAGGGGCCUCACAUAAUAGGUGUUGGGGGCCAGUGCCAUAUAUGAAAUAAAGGGGUCCCACAAAAAUAGAUUAUGGGACCAGUGUCACACAUGAUUCAAAAGAGCCUCAAAAUAGAUUCACUGCCAGGAGAAACAGAGAAGCCUACUAUAUAGGAGUUCUUAAAAUGAAGUAGAGUGCCCUGCUACCAGUGUUAGAAUCGUAGUAAUACAGGACAAAAAACAAAAGCUGUCAUUGUCAAUUGUCAAAUGAAAAAUAGCACAAUAGAGACACAGUACCUGAUAAGGAAUAAUAGAGAUCCACUGUCAUAAUGAAGGGGUUUAACUACCGCUGUUUCAGUUUUACCCCAUUAUUCUAUAUGUGAUGUAGGUGGUCUUUAAAUAAAUUAUGACCAUGCAGUAAAGCACUUAUGUUGGCUCUUUAGUGAUAUAUUAUGUUGCCAGUAAACGUACAGUGAAUCCACAAUGAACAGACCCCAGUCCUCCUCUUUCUAUUUCUCAGGUUACACAUUACAUUCAACUUCAGUUCAACUUUAUCUGAUAAAGCACUGUUUAUUAAGUAGAUCAUCACAAGGCACUUCUGAAGCACACAAGAAAACAAUUCAAAUUCAAUAAGAUAAGGAAGUGUAAUAUGAGAUAAGACCCAUCUGCCAGUUACCCUGACAUUUCCCACACCAGUUCAGCUGGGAACCCAAUGCAGUUCAUCACCCAGUGACGCUCUCAGGCAGGUUUAGCUCCCUCUGGCUGCCAGACAUGCAUUAGCAGAUGUUGGAUAUGGAUGCUCAUCUUGUCUGAUAGCAGAACAUCAGAAACUGAGAAACUGUGUAAUGUGAAGAUAAUAGAUGUUUACAUGUGUUUGUAUAAUUUAUUUUGUAUAGAAGGUGUAAUUUAAUUUUUUUUUUUGCUUUUUAUAGGAAAAUCUUUAAAAAAUCUAAAUGCAGGAAAACUAUUUUAAUACAAAUGCUUAUCCUGCUUUUGGUUGAAUAGUUGUCAUAGAUGGCCUUCAAGACAGCCAUUGCUUAGUAUGCGCUGCACUUUGCUUUCUUACUUCUUGUCUGCACGUGUCUAUUUGUGUCCAGGACUGAAAAAUAUUUAAAUAAACCUGUUGUGAGGCCUUAGUGGACUGGCACUCUAUCUAGGAAGGUUUCCUGCCUUGAGUCCAGGGCUGCCAGGAUAGGCCAUGAAUUGGAUUAGGGCUGAGAAUUGUAUGGUAUGGCAUCUUGAUCCAGAAUCAUACGUUUUACUAGUUGUUUAGACAACCAUGAUGUUUACAUGGGUUUGUUUGUAAUUGUCAGCUAAAGUUCUCAGAUAUAAAUUCUGCAAUUUUUAUAGCAAUAAAGAAAUAUAUUUAAAGUGUUUAA
Erpetoichthys calabaricus (reedfish) is the source of this 8819-nucleotide messenger RNA. RefSeq names its product adenylate cyclase type 2-like. The record is from RefSeq and is a predicted model, not a curated record. Lineage: Eukaryota; Metazoa; Chordata; Cladistia; Polypteriformes; Polypteridae. Gene Ontology annotation, molecular function: adenylate cyclase activity. Gene Ontology annotation, cellular component: plasma membrane. Gene Ontology annotation, biological process: intracellular signal transduction; cAMP biosynthetic process; adenylate cyclase-activating G protein-coupled receptor signaling pathway. Bases 962 to 4162 code for a protein of 1066 amino acids. The transcript is spliced from 26 exons.